Molecule: messenger RNA, 1839 nt
Organism: Xylaria bambusicola
Lineage: Eukaryota; Fungi; Ascomycota; Sordariomycetes; Xylariales; Xylariaceae
Product: L-Aspartase-like protein
Exons: 21
Coding region: 203-1726 (507 amino acids)
Biological process (GO): 'de novo' AMP biosynthetic process
Cellular component (GO): cytosol
Molecular function (GO): (S)-2-(5-amino-1-(5-phospho-D-ribosyl)imidazole-4-carboxamido) succinate lyase (fumarate-forming) activity; N6-(1,2-dicarboxyethyl)AMP AMP-lyase (fumarate-forming) activity
Source: RefSeq, a predicted model, not a curated record
GAGGCACACACUGGCGCAUUGCAUCGCUUUUAUUCUCGAAUCUUUUUUUACCCACUAGCAGUGUAACGACGUCUGACAGACACCACACCGUAGAGAACCUUCCACACGUCCGAAACCGACGACGAGAGUCGAAUUUCUCUUUUUCUUCCCCUCCUGUAUUCUUUACUUCCUCGGCUGGUUGGCAUUUUCGACAGUGUUUGCCAUGACGGAUAAAGAGAAGCAAUUGCAGGACGUCAAGGGGGAGCUUGAGCGUAUCAAAGCCCAAGGCAGCAACCAGUAUGAUGCCUACCAGACGGUCCUAACCCGCCGCUACUGUAGCGCCGCUAUGUCUGAGCUGUUCAGUCAACGAUCAAGGAUAGGUAUAUGGCGUAAGCUCUGGUUGGCUCUAGCUGAGAGCGAAAGAGCCCUGGGAAUCGAUGCCAUCAGCCUCGAGGCCUUAGAUGAGAUGAGAUCUCAUCUCUAUGUCACCGACUCGGAUUUUGAGAUCGCCCGGAUUGAAGAGAAGAAGCGUCGGCAUGAUGUCAUGGCUCAUGUCCACGCAUUCGGCAUCGUUGCGCCCGCUGCGGCGGGCAUAAUUCACUAUGGCGCAACGAGUUGCUUUGUGACCGACAACGCCGAGUUGGUCAUCAUGCGGGAUGCUUUAGAUAUUCUGCUCAACAGACUGGCUAAAGUCAUCUGGAAUCUGUCAAACUUUGCCAUGCAGUGGAAAGAGGAACCAACACUUGCCUACACCCACCUUCAACCAGCACAAUUGAUCACUGUUGGGAAGCGAGCCGCCCAAUGGGUACAAGACCUAAUGUUCGAUAUUCGCGCUAUCGAACAAGUGCGAAAUGAUCUCAAAUUUCGCGGUGCUCAAGGAACAACCGGAACGCAAGCCUCCUUCUUAGAGAUCUUCCAAGGCGACUCCUCCAAAUGCGACCAACUUAAUGCGCUAUUAUGCACGAAGCUUGGGUUUCCAAGUUGCUAUGACAUUUCAACCCAAACAUAUACACGCAAAGUAGACUUAAUAAUCGCCAAUGCUGUCUCGGGUCUUGGCGCUACUGCACAAAAGAUUUGCGGUGACAUUCGUCAUCUUGCCAACUGGAAGGAGAUUGAGGAACCCUUUGAACAAAAUCAGAUAGGGUCUUCGGCGAUGGCCUACAAGCGCAAUCCUAUGCGCUCAGAGAGAGUGUAUUCGUUAGCACGUGAAUUGAUGUCGAAACCUGCUAAUUUCGCAAACACGCUUUCGGACCAAUGGGCCGAAAGGACGCUCGACGACUCGGCUAUUCGCAGAAUGGAUAUACCAGAUAUGUUCUUGCUGGCUGAGGCUAUCCUUCUUGGUCUCGAUAAUAUUACAGAUGGACUGGUAGUAUACCCGAAGCGAAUCCAAAGUCGUGUACUUGAAGAGCUGCCAUUUAUGAUUACCGAAAGUAUAAUCAUGAAGCUCGUGGCCAAAGGGGCAUCAAGACAAGAUGCUCAUGAAGAGAUCCGCGUCCUCUCGCACGAAGCAGGAAGUGUCGUCAAGAACGAGGGUAAGGCCAAUGACCUCGUCGCGCGCAUUAAGAGCAAUGAAUUCUUCAAGCCAAUCUGGGGCGAGCUGGAUGGCAUGCUGGAUCCUUCACUCUAUACUGGCCGGAGCGUUGAGAUCGUGGAGAAAUAUUGCGGUGCCGGAGGACCUGUGGAGUUAAAGCUAGUGCCGUACAUGAGGUACAUCACGGAAACUACCACAGCAGAGCUGAAUGUUUAAGUUGGGAGACGCAUAUCUGGAGCGUAGAAUAUGAUUAUGAGGGGAAACAAAAGAAAAAGCGUAACUAGUUAUAUAUAUAUAAUUGUUAGAAAAUUUAAUAUUUGAUCACAUAA